AAUGAUCUUUCUUCUGCUAGAUUUAAUGCCCAAUGGCAUAAGCUUAUUGCAAUAUAUUCUAAUGCAACUCAUUACCUUAAUUUUGAGCUUUAUUCUAGCAAAAAAAGGUGGUCUAAAGCAUAUAUAACUAAAUAUUUCACAGCUGAAAUCUUAUCAACUUCAUGUGUUAAAAGCAAAAAUUCAGUAAUAAAAAGUGUUCUUCAAGAUCAUCCUAGUCUUUGUGAACUUGCUGCUAUAUUAGAUCUUUAG
Messenger RNA from Cetraspora pellucida, 249 nucleotides. The record is from the annotation of a GenBank genome assembly. Lineage: Eukaryota; Fungi; Glomeromycota; Glomeromycetes; Diversisporales; Gigasporaceae.